This is a messenger RNA of Aedes aegypti (yellow fever mosquito), 1724 nucleotides long. It is a transcript of the gene GatB, whose product is annotated as glutamyl-tRNA(Gln) amidotransferase subunit B, mitochondrial. Lineage: Eukaryota; Metazoa; Arthropoda; Insecta; Diptera; Culicidae. Gene Ontology annotation, molecular function: glutaminyl-tRNA synthase (glutamine-hydrolyzing) activity. The record is from RefSeq and is a predicted model, not a curated record. Gene Ontology annotation, biological process: glutaminyl-tRNAGln biosynthesis via transamidation; mitochondrial translation. The coding region runs from base 96 to 1682 and encodes 528 amino acids. The transcript has 5 exons.
GGUUCUAACACGAGUGAAAUUAAACAAAAAAGACCGGGUGUUUUGCGCUGAGAGUUUUGCGUAAGCAGUUUGGUCGCAGUGCAGAAGUGAAGAACAUGUCCUGGAGAUUGUCCUUCCGAACAAAUCUUUUAAUAUACAAUGUUCGUCGGCGGAACUACGCUACAAAAGCUGCCGGAAAACCAGCAACCAGACCGAAUCGCUGGAAGAGCGUAAUCGGCUUGGAGGUUCAUGCUCAGAUCCAAACGAACUCGAAGUUGUUUUCCGGCGCGGAGGUGGCUUUUUCCUCUCCGAUCAAUUCCUGCGUGUCGCUAUUUGAUGCAUCCAUUCCCGGGACACUUCCGGUGCUGAAUCGGAAAUGUGUCGAACUAGGAGUCCGGACGGCAUUGGCAUUGGGCUGCAAGGUUAAUUCGGUGUCGAUGUUCGAUCGGAAGCAUUACUUCUAUGCGGAUCUGCCUGUCGGUUAUCAAAUAACGCAGCAGCGUGCCCCUCUGGCAAGGGGAGGUUUGCUAUCGUUCCCCGUGUUCGUUCCGGGUGUGAGCCGGAAACCGUACUACAAAUCCGCUCGAUUACAUCAGUUGCAACUGGAACAGGACAGUGGGAAGUCGUUACACGAUCCCGUCGAAAGAAAGAGCCUUGUGGAUCUUAACCGUGCGGGUGUUCCUUUGAUGGAGUUGGUUUUCGAACCGGAUCUCGAAACUGGGGAAGAAGCAGCCGCUCUGGUCAAGGAGUUGAUACUGAUACUGACUCGACUAGGAAGCUGCUCCUGUAGGAUGGAAGAGGGUGCCCUUCGAGUAGACGCUAACAUCUCCGUGCACAAGGAAAACACCCCCCUGGGAACCCGAACGGAGGUCAAGAACAUCGGUUCCGUGCGGGCGGUUGCUCAGGCAAUUGAAUUCGAAAUAGAGCGGCAAAUCGGCAUCUUGGACGGUGGUGGGAAGAUUUUCAAUGAAACUCGCGCUUGGGAUGCAGCCGGACGACAAACGAUAGCCAUGCGUGACAAGGAAGUGGUGCAGGAUUAUCGGUUCAUGCCGGAACCUAAUCUGCCACCAUUGCAUGUGAAUGUCGAUGGCGAGUGCGAUGCCGAUGUGGUGGUAGAUGCCGUGCAUAUCGGAUCGAGCUUACCGGAACUUCCGGAGGAAACCCGCAGGCAGAUAGUGGAAAUACACAACCUCACACCGGAAAUGGCCAUCAUUCUCGUGAAUGACAUUACAUUGUACAACCACUUCCGCACAAUUCUGGAUGAACCGGGAAAGGCACGUUCUCCCAAAGCGGUUGCGAAUUUUCUUAUCAAUGAACUGCUAACCAUUCUCAAUAAGAACAAAAUCGAUAUCGAGGAGUGUCGGAUUCCUUCGACUCAUUUGGCCGAGGUGACGGACAUGCUGGAAGGCAACAUCAUCAAUGCAUACCUAGCUAGGUUGAUUCUGCAGGAAGCUCUCGAUGGGGAGGGAAGGGAAAGUCCAGCGCUGCUUGCCCAGCGCAAUGAUUGGCUGAUGAUAACCGAUACGGAACGAAUCGAGGCGAUGUGUAAAGAUGCGAUCAAGAACAAUCCCAAGGUGGUCGAGAAGUACCGAAAGGGUAAAGAGAAGAUGCUGUACGCGCUGGCCGGUGAGAUUGCCAAGGUGUCCGAACAAAAAGUGGACAUGGCGAAGUCAGUUGAUUUAUUGAAGAAUAUGUUGAAAUAAUGAUAUAAAGUCGUUACUAUAUAGCUCUUGUAGUGCUUCUAA